This is a messenger RNA of Zophobas morio, 1800 nucleotides long. It is a transcript of the gene alien, whose product is annotated as COP9 signalosome complex subunit 2. Gene Ontology annotation, molecular function: protein binding. Gene Ontology annotation, cellular component: COP9 signalosome. The transcript has 7 exons. Gene Ontology annotation, biological process: protein deneddylation. Bases 130 to 1464 code for a protein of 444 amino acids. NCBI's taxonomy places the organism in Eukaryota, Metazoa, Arthropoda, Insecta, Coleoptera, Tenebrionidae. The record is from RefSeq and is a predicted model, not a curated record.
GCCACUGUGCCGCUCAGCUGUCAAACAGUUUAAAAUUGAACUUGUCACUAAUCAGAGCAACAUCUGGGCAAAUUUGGCCCUUUUUACGCAAAUAAUCCUCAAAAAUCACAUUAGCCAACUAUUAAAACCAUGUCGGACGCAGAGGACGACUUCAUGUGCGAAGAUGAAGAAGAUUACGGUCUGGAGUACUCUGAAGACAGCAAUUCAGAACCAGAUGUUGAUUUAGAGAACCAAUAUUAUAACAGCAAAUCUCUGAAGGAAGAGGAACCUAAGGCCGCUUUAGCAUCUUUUCAGAAAGUUUUAGAUUUAGAGAGUGGCGAGAAGGGGGAAUGGGGGUUCAAAGCCCUCAAACAAAUGAUCAAAAUCAAUUUUAAACUGGGGAAUUUUGAAGAAAUGAUGAGCCGCUAUAAACAACUACUUACGUAUAUCAAAAGUGCGGUAACACGGAAUCACAGUGAAAAAUCGAUCAACUCGAUUCUGGACUACAUUUCUACAUCAAAAAAUAUGGAAUUGUUGCAAAACUUCUAUGAAACUACGCUGGAAGCUCUCAAGGAUGCUAAAAAUGACAGACUUUGGUUCAAGACCAACACAAAACUAGGAAAAUUGUAUUAUGAUCGGGGUGAUUUUAAUAAGUUGGCUAAGAUUCUCAAACAGCUGCACCAGUCGUGUCAGACCGACGACGGUGAAGAUGAUUUGAAAAAAGGAACUCAACUUCUUGAAAUUUAUGCCUUAGAAAUCCAAAUGUACACAGCACAAAAAAACAAUAAGAAACUGAAAACUUUAUAUGAGCAGUCUUUACAUAUUAAAUCAGCAAUACCUCACCCUCUUAUCAUGGGUGUUAUUAGAGAGUGUGGUGGCAAAAUGCACUUGAGAGAGGAUGAAUUUGAAAAAGCACACACGGACUUUUUCGAAGCGUUUAAAAAUUAUGACGAGUCUGGAAGUCCUAGAAGAACAACAUGUUUAAAGUACCUCGUACUGGCUAAUAUGUUGAUGAAGUCAGGGAUAAAUCCCUUUGACUCACAGGAGGCUAAACCAUAUAAAAAUGAUCCUGAAAUUUUAGCAAUGACUAAUUUAGUUAAUGCUUAUCAAACCAACGAUAUCAAUGAAUUUGAGUCAAUCUUAAAACAGAACAGACAGAAUAUCAUGGAUGAUCCGUUUAUUAGGGAACAUAUAGAAGAUCUACUUCGUAACAUUAGAACCCAAGUUUUAAUAAAACUAAUUAAGCCAUAUACUCGGAUCCAGAUUCCAUUUAUUUCAACUGAACUAAACAUUGAUGUUUCUGAAGUUGAGAAUCUUUUAGUUUCGUGCAUUUUAGAUAAUACUAUUGAGGGUCGUAUUGAUCAAGUCAAUCAAGUUCUUUUCCUGGAGAGAGCUGCUGUGAAUAUGGCUAGAUAUAACGCUUUGGAUCGAUGGACGAAUCAACUAAACACUCUCCACUUAUCAAUAAUUAACAAAAUGGCUUAACAAUUUCAUUUUUCGUUUGCCGUUUUAAGUUAGCUGAGUUCUUUCAUGUUUUUGACUUGUCUUGAAUUAAUUUUUCCAUUGUGAAAACUUUCAGUGAUUUUUUUACAUGCAUCAAUAAAAAAGAAAUGUUCUAGUUAUAAUUUGUAUAAAAUGUGAUACUUUUGUCAAUAUGCGGUAUCACUAGUUUGAAUUAGUUGUAUUUAUUAAUUUUCAAAAGGUGUACAUGCUUUCUCAAACCCGAUAGUGGCAACAGUUGUAAAUUUUUUUGUAUUGUGUAGAUUGUAAUUAAUUGAUUACAUUUGUCAUAACUUAAUAAAGACUUUGGUAAUUCAAAAA